Scophthalmus maximus (turbot) is the source of this 3439-nucleotide messenger RNA. Its product is annotated as bromodomain-containing protein 4B. The transcript has 2 exons. The record is from RefSeq and is a predicted model, not a curated record. Lineage: Eukaryota; Metazoa; Chordata; Actinopteri; Pleuronectiformes; Scophthalmidae. Bases 487 to 2544 code for a protein of 685 amino acids. Gene Ontology annotation, biological process: positive regulation of cell size; positive regulation of translation.
AGGGAGAGAGAGAGGGAGAUGGAGAGAGAGAGACGAGAAGCCUCCAGUGCUACUGAGCCAGUGAUACGCAGGCAGGCAGAGAGAGAAGACGGAGAGUGAGGCCAUCGGCAUCUCCAAGGCCGGCACAAUGAGGGGGUGAGGGGCUCAGGAGCACCACAACGGAGAGGGUAGUGGGAGCACAGGGAGAAGAAGAGGGGGAAAGGCUGGGCGAUUAAAUCAGAAAUAGGGCUCCAGCAGGAAAAGGUGAGUAGAUGGGUGGGAUCUGAGUCGAGCAGGGAAAAGAACAGAUAAAAGUUUUGGAGAAAGAGUAGGAUAGGGAGAGGGAAGGUGGAAGGAGACUUAAGGCAGAGUGGAUAGAGUCCCUGUUCACGGCAAAGGUAGGAGGAGAUUCAUGGAAAAAGAGGAGGAUGCUCUCUGUGUCUCCUCCUGUUCCUCUUCUGCCUCUUCGUCUUUCUGUGAGACUGCUGGACAUCCUCCUCCAUCACCAUGUUCUCUGACAGCAGGGCUCCGGCGCCUGGGGAGCAGAAAAGCUUCAAGCCACACGCCCCUCACUUCAUCCCGUGGCUGCGCAACAGUCUGAAGUCCCACCACAGCAGUGACCUGGGGCUCAACAGGCCGCACAGAUCCAACCCCGAGCCCCGCAACAACCUAACCCCGCUGGAGAGAGCCAAAGGGAUCGGGUUCUUCUCCUUCCCGGGAAAGGACCGCGGGAAGAAGGGUGACUUACGGUGUAAUGGCAUGGGGAUGACGAGGAUGCUGCCAGUGGUGCUGAGGGGGCCCCACAUCCUGCCAGGGAGUCUGGGCAAGCAGAGGGAAGAGAGUCCUGUCAGGUGGAACCAGUCUCCGGAGUUAGACGCGGACCACAACGCACAGAUCAGCCCAGUGGACGGGCCACGGGGUCCGGUCAACAGCCACACCUCUGCUCAGGACAACCAGACUUUGGCUAGGAGCCACAGUGGUCACCUGAGCCUCCUUCACUCACAGAAUGACAGGACUGGCACCUCAGUGAGGAAAUACGGGCCACUGGUGGGACCCCCUCCCGUUCCUGCACCGCUCGCAGAGGAGCCAAACUGCACGGUGCCCGUUGUGCUGUGUAUGGAGGACAGGAGUGGGAAGGUGUGGGACUACGCCAGCCAUACAUCCUACUGCCAGACAGACCUCCAUUCAUCCAGCUGGGUCAGCCCAGACACUCAGGGACUAAUAGAGCGGCAGCAUGGGUUCAGCUCCAGCUUCAGCUACGUCAAACAACAGAGCAGGGACUCUCAGAGCCAGAGAGACUUGACAGCGCUGAGGGAACCCCCCGUGGAGGGUCUCAACGGGCCCCUGAACGGAGUCAUCUUCUCCACCGAGGUUCCCCAGACACGCCUGGGCUGUGCCACGACUCUGCGACGCCCCAGGAAACCGAGACCAAGCUCGGAGCACAUUGCGGUCCUGGGCCGGAACCAGACGCUCGUCAAGCAAAGACCAAAGAGUGAAGGGGAAUCACAGAGCAAGGAAGCAGGCUGCAGCAGGAAGGCAGUUCGUAAUCAGAUUAAACGGGUGAUGGACAACCUGGAGCAGGUGCUCACAGCGCUGAGGGAUGUUCACCAGGAAAUGAAAGAGGUGGUACAGCAGAUUGACUAUCUAACCUCGUCCAUUGAUCUGAAUGAGGAGGAGGAGCAGUCGCGGGGGACUAGAGGAGGCAAUAGGGCCGAGCCUCCCAGCGACAGCAGCUCCUGUUCAGGUUCCAGCUCCAGCGAGGUGACACUAGGCAGCAGCCAUCAGAGGCCCUCAGAGCCUGAAGGACGGCCAGGAACCACGGACUCCUCCGGCACCCUCAGGAGGGAUCGGCACAGCAGGAGCCAAUCUCCACCGAGUGUGCAGCUGCACCCGGUGUCCUCUGGGCUUUCCUCCGAGAGGAGUCGAACUCUUCGGUUCAGCUGCAGUCUUGGGUCUUCUCCCAGAAAAGGUGGGCCGCUGGCGUGCAACUAUAAUCUCCCUUCAUCGGGUCCACCUCAACUUCAAAACCUCACCUCCCAUGACCUUACACUGCCUCCCCAAAAAAGCCUCCCUGUCCGACCACCCACACCUGGUCUCUCCCCUCUAACAGUCAACCUCCAUCCCCCCAAAAGCCCUGUUGCUGGUCCAUCCUCCUCCAUCAGGGUCAGCCCUGUCUCCCCUCCCUCCCCACUGUCUCCAAAGCCUCACCCACCCCCUGCUCUUAGCCCGUCUGUCAUCAUCGAGACCAAAGUAUGUUCUUAUCGGACCCCACAAAGCGACCACCCAUCUGCUGGCUUGCUCUCUCCAUCAUUGACCCAGCCUCCAUCUGUCAGCUGCCCACCCACCGACUCAGAAACUCAAACUGUGUCCAGUGCUCAUGCAGCUUCACAGGUGCGCACUGCAUCUGCAGCCGGAGCUAAACCACCGAUAGCACAAGGUCGCAGAGGUCGCAAACCUCCACCUUACCCCCACCACAGACUCUCUGAACACACAAAGAAAGUGAAGGAGAACCGCAAAGCUCCUCCGUAUCCGGAGAAAAGAAGGCUGCUCUCGACCACGGUGUGAGACACUGCAGCAGGAGUGGGAGGCUGAUCGAACUGAGCCAUAUUCACAGCACCAGCCACAAGUCCGCGAGAGCGAAGAGUGAUUUAAGACUCGCCAAGAGGAAGUGAGACCAAGUUUCCAAGGUGACUGGACAUAUAUGCAUCUUGGGGUGAGUAUGUCAGGAGGAACAGCUUGGCUCUGCUGAUGUCCCUUUCCCCCUCUCACACAUCUUUCGAGUACACAGAACAUACACAGGGCAUCAUAACAUCUGUCUGGGUUACUGCUCUGGUAACAAGAGCCUCUAUGCAGAUGCUCACUUUGCACUCCAGCUCUCAGACUGCCCCAGCUUGCACAGUUAACAGGCUAAGGAGAAGGCCUAAUUAGAUAGAAAUGUGAGGGGGAUUUGGAAUUAUUGUAUGCUGUCAAGACAAAGUAAGAACUGAUGACUAUUGUGCACGUCAACCCAUGGAGCCAGGCACUUCUACUCACGUGUAUCAGUACUGUCCGGGUCAAAUAAUUGCUGUCAGGAGUUGAGAUGGGAUAAUGAGAACACCUCGGGCUACUGUGGCUCAGUGGUGUGAAAGGGAAACGCAGGGUCAGAGAGGCGAGAGAACUCUCCGUGACAGAAAACUUAGCAAGGCCGGGUUAAGAAGUGAACAGGCCGAGUGGCUCUGUGCUUGACCAGGUCACCGGCCCAGCAUCGGGAUGUGCGUUGGGGGAGACCAGGGGGCAGCUGGCCAGUCGCCGCGCCCUUCACCGGGCCCCUGGUGUUACAAAAAUCCCAUCUCGUUUGCUGCUUCUGGCUCGACCGACCGGGCCACGAUCUCCAUCUGUUCCUCUCCGGAUGUCAGGAGAUGCAAAGAGAGCGAAGUAGGGGACAGGUGUGCGAGAGAGGAAUAAGAGUAAAAAAGGAAAG